UCAGUUGCUGUUGUGAUUUAAAGUAGUUAACACAAAUUUUGUGAAAAAAACCUUAAGUUUAUCAGUUCCAUAUACCUUAGUGUGAUAAACCAACAAAAAAACAAAAAUGGCCUUCCAAUCGGUGGUGACAAUGGAGAAGCCUCUGCAGCAUAUCUCGCUGGCUGAUUGGAAUGCUCGAGUGAUUGGUUUGCGGAAUGUGGCGGAUGCUCGUCGAGCUGAUGCAUUCGCUCUACGCCAUUCAUCGCGAACUCUUCGCAAUGAGACUCGCAUUGAGAGUGACUGGGCGAGCAUUGAGACUAACGAUGCUCUGGCUGAUCGCAUUAUUGAGCUGAACAAUUGGCGUCAGAUUAUUGAGAGAACCUUUAAGCGCAUCGAGGACGAAAUCCAUGCCCUGCAAGAGGAGAAGGAUAUUACGGAACGGGAGUUGGCGGCACUCUCGGCUCCAAUUGCGGUUAUAAGUGAAGUAUUAACAAUGCGAGAUAGUCGCUUUGGCUCCGAAAUGACUUAUGAUGAGCCCGAUACGGAGGUUAAGAAUGAACUGCGUAUUUUGGAGAAUAAUCAGCGAUUGCUCGCGGAACGUUGCCAAAAGGCCUGGGCGAAGCUUACUCGUUUGGAGGAGGUGCGUUUCAAGAUUGGUAUGGAGAUCGAGAACAAAGUGGAGGCCGUCGAUCUUGAUAAUGUUCAACUGGCACUGGAUCGAAAUUCUGCUGGAAUAUCUUACAAGCCUGAUCCCAUGCGCAAUCCUAAAAACUCUUGCUCUUAUGAAUCGUGGCUGGAGCAUGUUAAGAACAUCAAGCAACUGGCCGAGAACGAGUUGGCAGAUACCUCUGCCAUUCGGGAAGCCUUAUUUGUAUGCCGUGAGAAGGCCCGGAAUAUGUUGCAGGCACAGCAGGAGCGUGCUGAGCAUAGCAUUCGUAAGCGCAUCUUCGAGACGCAGCGGGCACGCAAUGAACUCGAAUGGCAAAAGCUUAAGAUGAAGGAGGAAAUGGAGAGUGCUGUGUGUGAGAUCAAGUCGCUGGAGGAAUCGUUGCGCGACAAGUCAAACUUAUUGAAGUUGGCCGAGACGCGUCUUGAGAAUCGGGCUCAACGCAGUGGCAAGGAGCUGUGUCUGGAUCAUGCACAUGAUGUGCUCUGUCAGGAGGUGGAGAAGUUGCGUGAGAUCCGUCGUUGUCUUAAGGAGAAAAUCGAUGACGCCAAGGCCAACUUUAAUUUGCUCUCGGAUCAUGCACAAAAAAUCGACACGGAUCUGGAGAACAAGCAGCAUUCGUUGAUGACGGACAUACGUGCCUUGGAUUUACGCACGCGUCUCAAGGGCGGUGAGUUUGGUCUGAAGACGAGCAAUCCAAGUGGCCAGACCGAGCGCAAUAUUAUGCUUACCCACAUGGAGCAGGAAAUUCCGAAACCAUAGACUGAUGCAAAACUAAAGAAAUCCUUCGCCUUGACUAAAUUCCUGUGUAGAAACUAUAAAUACAGCUUUUAUUAUU
Messenger RNA from Drosophila albomicans, 1484 nucleotides. Its product is annotated as tektin-B1. Gene Ontology annotation, biological process: cilium assembly; cilium movement involved in cell motility. The coding region runs from base 107 to 1408 and encodes 433 amino acids. Gene Ontology annotation, cellular component: nucleus; microtubule cytoskeleton. The record is from RefSeq and is a predicted model, not a curated record. NCBI's taxonomy places the organism in Eukaryota, Metazoa, Arthropoda, Insecta, Diptera, Drosophilidae. The transcript is spliced from 3 exons.